Humulus lupulus (European hop) is the source of this 815-nucleotide messenger RNA. RefSeq names its product cytochrome b5. Gene Ontology annotation, molecular function: heme binding. Lineage: Eukaryota; Viridiplantae; Streptophyta; Magnoliopsida; Rosales; Cannabaceae. The coding region runs from base 159 to 563 and encodes 134 amino acids. The record is from RefSeq and is a predicted model, not a curated record. Gene Ontology annotation, cellular component: membrane; intracellular membrane-bounded organelle. The transcript has 4 exons.
AAAUAUAUAUAAUCGCCACAAAUAAUAAAUAAUAAAAAAGAAAAGCACUACGUAGUGACUCCUGACAAGGUUUGACGAGUGAGAGAGAGCCAAGAAGAAGAAGAAGGAUUCUCUUCUUUCGUAAAAGCCUUCUCUCUCGUUUGUAACGCCGAUUAAGAAUGGCUUCAGAUCCAAAGGUGCACAAAUUCGAAGAAGUGGCUCAGCAUAACAAGACCAAGGAUUGUUGGCUUAUUAUUUCGGGAAAGGUGUACGAUGUUACUCCAUUUAUGGAUGAUCAUCCCGGAGGAGAUGAAGUGCUGCUGUCAGCUACUGGGAAAGAUGCAACCAAUGAUUUCGAAGAUGUAGGCCACAGUGAUUCAGCUAGAGAUAUGAUGGAGAAGUACUACAUUGGGGAGGUUGAUGCAUCAACUGUUCCACUAAAACGAACCUACAUUCCACCACAGCAAGCUCCAUACAAUCCUGAUAAGACGCCCGAGUUUUUGAUCAAAAUUUUGCAGUUCUUAGUUCCCCUUUUAAUCUUGGGUUUAGCAUUCGCCGUCCGACACUUCACCAAGAAGGAAUAGGUUCAAAACUAUAGAGAACGGCAGUCUUAGUAGUAUUUGAGUAUCUGUGUAUUUGGAACAAGGACAGUGUUAUUUUUGCAGCCGUGUUUAUGUGCUCUUCUGAUCAAUUGAGUCUGUUGGAGUCAAUUAGUUUCUGUUUUCUAUGUUCUUUAAUUUAGUUCAAUUUAGUUGGAACUAAUAACUUAUAAGCACAAGUGUGCUUUGUUUCAUUGUUUAUUUUUGUUUUCCUUAAUGAAUAUGGAACUUAAGUUA